Messenger RNA from Eupeodes corollae, 1629 nucleotides. RefSeq names its product cytochrome b-c1 complex subunit 2, mitochondrial (gene UQCR-C2). The record is from RefSeq and is a predicted model, not a curated record. Gene Ontology annotation, molecular function: metal ion binding. Lineage: Eukaryota; Metazoa; Arthropoda; Insecta; Diptera; Syrphidae. The transcript is spliced from 6 exons. Gene Ontology annotation, cellular component: mitochondrion. Bases 118 to 1446 code for a protein of 442 amino acids.
AAAGUCUCUUUGGAUUUUGGAAAGAAGUCAGAAGAACUGUCGUAAAAAUAUUCACGUCUUGUGCGGAAGCAUUAAAAUUUAAUUAAACACAAACCAAAUAUAAAUUUUCAAUAAAUAAUGGCGUGUAAUGCAAGCAAAGUACCAUUCCUGCGUGUUGUCGCUAAACGUGGGUACGCCGCACAAGCCAGCCCCCGACCACUUGGCAAAGCUUCCGAAGUGCAUUCGGCUGUUCUUCCCAACAAAGUUGUUGUUGCCACUGCUGAAAGUUCACUCCCAGUUACAAGGGUGUCAGUAGUUUUCCGUGCUGGAUCCCGGAACGAAACCUAUGAGAGCACUGGAGCCAACCAUAUCAUCCGUAUCGCUGCUGGCCUAACAACAAAGUACAGGACUGGCUUUUCCAUCACCAGGCACUUGCAGCAAAUCGGUGGAAGCUUGACCGCUUCCUCAGACAGGGAAUUGCUGACCUACACCAUCGAGACAACCAGCGACCAGCAGGAAGUUGGAUUGAAGCUAUUGCAGGACAUCAUUCAGCCCGCAUUUAAGCCAUGGGAAAUCAGUGAUGUUACUCCACGCAUCAAGACCCAAAUUGCUGCCGUGCCACCACAAAUUCGUGCUGUAGAGCUUCUGCAUAAGGCCGCUUUCCGUACAGGACUCGGCAACUCAUUGUACAUCCCCAAGCACAAAAUUGGCAAGAUUUCCAGUGAAACCUUGUUGCACUAUGUUGCUAACACCUGCACCGCUGGACGUUGUGCCGUCGUUGGUGUUGGCAUCGACCAGAACACCCUCUCCGGAUUCGCUCAGAGUUUGGAGUUGGGAUCUGGCAGUGGCAAGGAUGCUCCUUCAAAGUACCAAAGUGGAGAGAUCCGCAAGGAGAAGGGAGGAGAUCGCGCAUGCGUCGCUGUUGCUGGUGAAGCUGCUUUCGCCAAUCCCCAGGAAGCCCUCGCCUAUGCAGUUUUAGAACGUGCAAUGGCUCCACAACCCGCUGUCAAAUGGGGCAACACCAACGGCAGUCUAGCCAAGGCCGCAGCCUCCGCUGCUGGCAGCACUCCAGUUGGUAUUAGUGCUUUGAAUGCUACCUACUCCGAUGGUGGUUUGUUCGGUUUCGUUGUAUCCGGAGAAGCUGGAGUCAUCGGAAAGGCCGUUGAAGCUGCUGCUAAAGUAUUGAAGGCUGGUGUUGUAUCAGCUGAUGAUGUUAACCGUGGCAAGGCCAUUCUUAAAGCCGACGUUUUGGAAGCCUAUGGCACCGAUGCCGGUUUGAUCGCCACCCUUGGAAGCCAAGCUGCCCUCCAACAAUCAGUACAAAGCGUUGAUAACAUGCUUUCUGCCAUUGAUUCCCUUUCCCAAUCUGAUGUUCAAGCUGCUGCCCGCAAAGCUGGUUCCUCAAAACUCUCAGUUGGAGCUAUUGGAAACCUUGUGAAUGUACCCUAUGCAUCUGAUUUAUCUUAAAUCUUAUAACAGAAAAAAAAAAUAAUUAAAUAAAACGAGGAUAAAAAGUUUAUCAUUCGAUUAACCUAAUUUUAAUUUGUAUUUAAAAAUCCGAUGUAGCAAAAACGAGUCUAUUGUAUUCAGUACAAUAAUUGAUUUGGCUUAAAUAGGUCAAAUAUAUAAAUAAACAACUUCAAAACAGGA